AUGGCUUCCCAGCAGGGACAGGGCGCAGGUGGUCCGGGAGGAUAUCAGCAGCCUCAGCAGGGUAGUAUGAAUGGACAAUUCAGGCCGCCUGCGCCUCCUGGUACUCAGCUGGGUCGGCCGCCAUUUCCUCCAGGCACGAAUGGCUUUCCAGGUAAGUGUAGCCUCUCAAGGCUGUGUCUAGCAUUUGGCCUUUAGUGGGUCGAAAAUGCCUUCAUUGGGAUCAGCUGGAUGCUCUUGAGCUAGUAUAGCCUCGAUGACAAAUGCAGGGCGAUCUCGACGAGCUGACACGCUGCGGUCUUCGUGCAGGUCGGCCUCCCCCUCCAGGCUCACAGUUUGCCCGGCCAUCUGGGCCCGGACUGGCUCCCGGCCAACAACUUCCUCAACUGGCCCGACCAGGCAGCACCGGACCCGGUCCACUCCCACAGCAAGGCAGGCCAGGUCAGCCUCCCAUGCCCAAUCCUCAACAGCGCGUCAUGAGCCCGCCAGGCCAGGGAGGCGUGCCAGCAUAUCCGCAACAGCAAGUACCUCCACGCAACGGAGGUCUCACGCCAGCCCCACCUGGCGAGCAGGGCCGGGCAAGUCCUCGACCCGGUAUGCCUCCCAUGCCUCAAGGCGCUCGACCGUUUCAGCCUGGUGCCCUUCAGGGCAGACCUGGACUUCCACAGCAGCAACCUCAGCAAGGGCCGGGAAACCCACAAAGUCUGCACGCUCAAAUGUCAAACAUGAACCUUGGUCAGCAAGAUGGCUCUGCCGCUGCUCCUGCUACUGCGUUGUCGCCGCCACCGGCAGAAGGUGCAGCUGCUGCUAGCUCCAAGAAUAAGCGGAGUGCUCGUGCGUACCAUCAGCAGGAGGAAGUGGCCCCCACAGGUCAACAGGGCGGGCUGGGACCUCACGGCUAUGGUCAGCCCCAGCAAGCGAGCUGGCAAGCCGAAGCAGCAGCGCGCGUUGCAGCAUACGAGUCCCAAUUGGAAGGUGCCGCAGAUGCAGCGCUGGAUCAAUACCCUGGACAGCGUAAUGUGUUAUCCCCAGAACAAGCGGCAGCAAAUCAGCAGCGCCUGGCGAGUAUGCAGGCUCAAGCUCAAGGACAACGCGGUCAGUUGCAAGCGCCCGGUGGUGCUGGAGGAGCCUUCAUGCAAUCGAUGCCCAUAACGCCUGGCCCUCCUGGACCGCACACUCCGGGUGCUCCCAUGCAGUCCGGCUUUGCUCACCAGCAAGCUGGUCAGCCAGGUGGGAUCAGCCAACCUCCACACCAGGCGGGCCAGCGCUUUGCCGGACCUCGCAGCAAGAUUGAUCCUGAUCAGAUACCGGCACCGGUCGAAGCUCAAGACGCAGAUCAAGAAUUUUUUGACAAGGAAUGGUUUGCGACUUGCGGACGCGGAGGUUUGCCACUGAGCACAACAGACUUUGGCGCAGUGGACCAGGGAAAUUGCUCUCCCAAGCACAUGCGGCUCACGACUUACAGCUUGCCAUUCUCGGAUGAGCUGGCUUCCAUGUCGCAGCUUCCCAUCUCGCUUGUAGUCCAGCCCUUUGCUCAGCAGAGACCCGAUGAGCUGCCGGUGCCUGUCGUUGAGUGCGGUCCAAGCGGUCCUCCUCGAUGCAAGCGGUGCAGGGCCUACAUCAACCCUUGGGCCAUCUUCGUUGAAGGAGGUCAAAAGUGGUGCUGUAACCUUUGCGGAACAGCCACGGAUGUCGCGCCUGACUACUUCUGCAACUUGGACAUGGGAGGCAGACGAGUAGAUUUCGAGCAAAGGCCGGAACUCAGCCGGGGUACGGUGGAAUUCAGAGUGCCGAAAGAGUAUUGGGCCGUGCAGGCAAGCCCACCAGCUAGCGUCUUGCUACCCGUUGCUCCUGCCCUGUCGCUCACUGAGACUGCAAAGCUGAGUCCUCGCCCGGACAACGCACCUAGCGAAGCAUUUGCGGGCUCAACAAUGGGUCUUGGUGGACAAGGUGGACAAGCCGCCAAAGCUGCGACGAAGGCUGCGAGUGAGGCGCUGAGCAACACCCUGACCAUCGGCCAAGGACGCACGACUGUUCGCGCUCCUAGGCCCAUGACGUACUUCUUUGCGAUUGACGUGUCCUUUUCCGCCGUCAGGUGUGGCAGCCUUCAAAAAUGCAUCGAGAGCAUCAGGGAAACCCUGUACGGACCUAGGGGCACUUCUGGCACGAACGGCGAAGCUGCAAACGAGGAAGCUCCCGGCUUCGGAUUGCCUCACGGUAGUCGCGUGGUGAUCUUGACCUUCGACAGGGCUUUGCAUUUCUACAACUUGCUGCCGAGCUUGGAACAAGCUCAGAUGCUCGUUGUCGCAGACAUCGACGAGCCCUUUGUUCCAAUCAGCGAAGGUCUGUUGGCAGAUCCAUGGGACUCCAAGUCGCAGAUCGAAGGCCUGCUCGACAGCUUGCCUACGAUGUUCGCCGAAAAUUCCGCUUCCGAAGCCGCUCUCGGUGCUGUUGUUCGAGGCGUGCAGGCCACGCUGAGCACGAUCGGCGGUCAAGCGAACAUUUUCCUGUCUACGAUUCCCACUCUGGGACCUGGCGCCCUGAAACAUCGAGAAGAUACGAAGCUGUAUGGCACGGACAAGGAGAGGAACCUGUUCAUUCCUCAAGACGGCUGGUAUAGGGGUGUUGCUGAGGAGUGUGUUGAAGCCGGAAUCGGUAUCAAUGUCUUCUUCUUCCCCAGCCAGUACAUCGAUGUGGCCACCAUCGGCACUUUGAGUGGAGUAACUGGAGGAGAGCUCUUCUUCCACCCUCGUUUCGAUCCCGUCAGAGAUGGCGUCAAGCUGGACGCUCAAAUUAAGCGUGCGGUGCUGCGUGAGACGGGCUACAAUUCCACCAUGCGCAUUCGAUGCAGCAACGGCCUGCAUGUGACGGAUCACUUCGGCAACUUCUUGCAGCGCAACUCGACGGACCUGGAGUUUGCAAAUGUGGAUGCGGACAAGUCUAUUGCGGCGCUCAUCAAGCACGAAGCCAAGCUGGAUGAAAAACAAGAAGCACACUUCCAGUGCGCCAUCUUGUACACUACUGCUUCGGGAGAGAGACGAGUGAGGUGUUCGAACUUGGCAGUGCCUGUCACCAGCUUGCUUGGCAACGUAUUCCGAUACGCCGACCUGGACAGCACCGUUGCCUACUUUAUGAAAGAAUGUAAGUUUCAAAUUGAGGCACGAAUUGAAGCGUGCGCGUCUUUCUGACAGACCGACGACUCCACUGCAUCAGCAAUAUCGCUUGCACACACCAAGUCGUUGCGGGACGUUCGCCACUACCUCACUGAGCGGUGCGUCAAGAUUCUCCUGGCGUACCGACGUAAUUGCGCCUCCUCGACGAGCCCGGGGCAGCUCAUCCUGCCAGAGAGCUUCAAGCUGCUGCCGCUCUACGCUCUGGGCAUCAACAAAACCAAAGCCAUCAAAGGAGGCAACGUGACGUCGGACGUCAGAACGUACCACAUGCGAACGUUGAGGGGCAUGGGCACCAACUUGAUCAUGUCUGCACUGUAUCCGAGAAUGAUUGCCUUACAUCGCAUGAGCGAUGAUGAUGGAGAACCCAUCAAGAUUCAACAAACCAAUGGGGAUGGUUCGGAGACGCAGGUGGAAGGUAUGAGGAUCAAGUGUCCUCCGCUUUUGCGCCCCAGCUAUCAGCGCAUGGAAGCGCAUGGUGCUUAUUUGUUGGAGAAUGGAGAUAUGUGCAUCUUGUGGCUUGGCAGUCAAGUCAAUCCGAGGUUGCUGGACGACCUGUACGGCGUCAACAUUUUGGAGGAGCUCGAUCCUCGCAUGGUGAGUACAGUGCGCGCAGAGACGACCGCGCGCCUCGGGUGAUUGUGCUCGCGCUUGCCCAGCGGCCUGAAGGCUAGUCCGCUGACGCGCAUGCACAACCCCACGCUAUCCUCCAGACGACCCUGCCUAAGCUGCCUACAAAGCUCUCCAAGCAAGUCAGAACGCUCGUGCAAAGCUUCGCGACGCAGCGCAGCAAACCUGCUUUACCCGUCUUCAUUGCCAGACAGAAUAGGGACGGCAUGGAAGUGGAGCUGGCCAACAACUUGGUGGAGGAUCAGAACAACGAUAUGAUGUCCUACGUCGACUACUUGUGCCACGGUAAGUUACGGACAUUGCUUUGGACCCGUCGGAGCGAGGUCACGCCGUAUUGCUUGCGUUUGUAAACUGACGAUACUCGUAUGUGCUUCUGCAGUACACCGCGUCAUCUCGAGCGAGGUCAGUGGAGCGGGCAAUGCGGGCAAGACGGACGGCGCAGAUGCGGGGUACUGGAGAAGCUGGUGA
This is a messenger RNA of Ceraceosorus bombacis, 4265 nucleotides long. Lineage: Eukaryota; Fungi; Basidiomycota; Exobasidiomycetes; Ceraceosorales; Ceraceosoraceae. The record is from the annotation of a GenBank genome assembly.